CCGCGAACAUCUUUCCCGCGAAAUUUGCCCGGAAGUUGAAGAUUGCUCUUUCUAACCUGUUUCUAACCUUAUCAGAGGAACGGCAGAACUCCGCACGUGUAUCAUCCACAGUUGACAAUAAUAAUUUCCAACGAUGAGUGAAGACACGAAUGGAGAGCCAACAACCUUAAACGGGGUGCAGAGCGAGAUGCCUGUUGUGACCAGUGACGUGCCCAUUGGGAAGAGGGAGGACUACCUGGAGUGGCCCGAGUACUUCAUGGCGGUGGCUUUCCUGUCUGCUCAGAGGAGCAAAGACCCCAGUUCUCAGGUUGGGGCCUGCAUUGUGAACCCGGAGAAUAAGAUUGUGGGCAUCGGCUACAACGGGAUGCACGGGUGCAACGAUGACCUGCUACCCUGGGCACGUGCUGCAGCUGACAGGCUGGACACCAAAUAUCCCUAUGUGUGCCACGCCGAGCUGAAUGCCAUCAUGAACAAGAACUCCUCAGAUGUGAAGGGCUGCACCAUCUACGUGGCCCUGUUCCCCUGCAACGAGUGCGCCAAGCUCAUCAUCCAAGCAGGUAUAAAGGAUGUGAUUUAUUUGUCAGACAAGUACCACAGCGCUCCAGAAAUGACUGCCUCCAGACGACUGCUUAACUUGGCGGGAAUCAAAUACAAGCAAUUUGUGCCGCGUCGCAGCAAGAUUGUCAUUGAUUUUAAUUCAAUUAACCACUCUGGAGGGACGAGCCUGUUGGGGUGACUGGGUGAGCCUGGUCUCCUUGAGCGGGCGCGCGGCGACGGCAACGGCGGCGGCUCUUUGACGGCCCUCUCCACGGCACUCUUCGUCUGCCGCCACUGAUGGCUUCUGUUCUCUCCCUCUCCACACAAUCACAGCGCUCACAAGCACCGCAUCUGAAGAAGCACCUCUGACUCGGAGACGGCGUGGAGUGUUUUGAUAUUUCAAACGCGCCUGCUUUUCUCUGGGAUGUUAAUCAGUUUGGGAGGGGGCUGUGGGUGUGUGGGUGUUAGUGUGAGUGUGUAUGGGUGUGUGUUUGUGUGCGAGUGUGAGUGUGUGUUAGUGUGCGAGUGUGAGUGUGAUUGUGAGAAUGAGUGUGUGUGCACUUCUGGCACCUGCUGUAAAUAAACAAGUGGGAAUUGGGAGGUGGCAUUAGGGAGGUGAUGUUUUUAGUCUCUUUUACUUUCUUUUAGUCUUUUAACUUUUUAAAAGGAAAUAUUUUAUUAUUUCAUAAAUUGUGUUUUUUUUUUUCCUGGUACUAAAAGCUUUGUGGUGUAAAAGGUGGCAACACUAUACCCAAGGAAGAUGGCCAGCUGCACACUGUUUAUCCACCUCAGUCACUUUGUAAAUGGUUGGAUUUGUGGCUAUUUCUUGGCCUUGGCACCGUAUUUUAUGACAGCAGGUGUAAUGCUAUUACAUGAUCUCACACAGCGAUCACUGAAGUGCUUUCCUUUCUGAAAUUGUUGUGUUUGACUCCUAACAGCCAGGUUCAGUCAGAUGUAGUCGGUGCAUCAUGUUUAUUGGGAAGGCGUUGAUGUGAAUUGCUGACUAUUCUUCAUUAAAUGCAGUUGCUCACCAAGAUACAGUGUCUGUGUGACUACACUACUGCUGUGACAAAAUAAACUUGAAAUC
This is a messenger RNA of Sardina pilchardus (European sardine), 1624 nucleotides long. RefSeq names its product dCMP deaminase (gene dctd). The record is from RefSeq and is a predicted model, not a curated record. Gene Ontology annotation, molecular function: zinc ion binding; hydrolase activity. NCBI's taxonomy places the organism in Eukaryota, Metazoa, Chordata, Actinopteri, Clupeiformes, Clupeidae.